AUGGGGGCUGCAGCUCAGAGUCCCACCCUCCUGCUGCUCUCAGUACUGCUGGCUCUGGCAAAGACCAAGACCCAUAGUGGCUCACACUCGCUGAAGUAUUUAAUAACCACGACCGGGUCUCGAAAGGAUCUCCGAGAUCGCCAAGUCUUCGCCCUUGGCUAUGUAGACGACAUGCAAAUCCUGCGCUUCAAAAAUGAUGGGGCUACUAAGAUGGAGCCGCGCGCGCCAUGGACGAAGCAGAUGGGGCGUAAUUAUUGGGAGAUGGUGAGAAAAGGUAUGGAGGAUUAUGCACACACGGCCCGAGAAAACCUGAGAUUUGCAAUCCGGAUCUAUAACCAGAGCGAUGAUGGCUCUCAUACCUUCCAGUGUUUCCUUGGCUGCGACGUGGGUCCAGACCAACUCUUCCUGCGUGGGCACUAUAGACAUGCCUUUGAUGGCCGUGAUUAUAUCAGCCUGAACGAAGAUCUGAGUUCUUGGACUGUGGCUGACAAGACAGCUCAGAUCACCCAGCAACAGUGGGAGACAAAACACCUUGCAGAGAAUUGGAAGAUCUUCUUGGAGGGCCGGUGUGUUGCAUCCCUACUCAGGCACCUGGAGUUUGGGAAGGAAACUCUGCAGCGCUCAGACCCUCCAAAGGCACAUGUAACCCAUCACCCCAGACCUGAAGGUGGUGUCACUUUAAGGUGCUGGGCUCUCGGGUUCUACCCAGCUGAGAUAACCCUGACCUGGGAGAGGGAUGGGGAAGACCAGACCCAGGACAUGGAGCUGGUGAACACCAGGCCUGGAGGCGAUGGAACCUUCCAGAAGUGGGCAGCUGUGGUAGUACCUUCUGGAGAGGAGCAGAGAUACACAUGUACUGUGCAACAUGAAGGGCUGCCUGAGCCCCUCAUCCUGAGAUGGGAGCCACCUCCUUGGCCCACAAUUGGAAUGACUGUUGGUGUGGUUCUCCUUGGAGUUGUGGUCACUGGAGCUGUGGCUGCCAUUGUGAUGAUGAGGAAGAAAAGUUCAGCAUCUCACACUGUGUCCCAGGCUGGCUUGGGAAUCACUAUGUAGCUGUGAUGGUUAAACUUCAUUGUCAACUUGAGUGGAUUUAGAAUCUCCUAGGAGAUUCAGUUCUGGUCGCAUCUGUAAGAGUGUUUUCAGAGAUUAAUUAAAGAUGGAAGACCCACCCUGGGGCUCAA
Messenger RNA from Peromyscus californicus insignis, 1181 nucleotides. Its product is annotated as putative HLA class I histocompatibility antigen, alpha chain H. Bases 1 to 1053 code for a protein of 350 amino acids. Gene Ontology annotation, molecular function: signaling receptor binding; peptide antigen binding. The transcript has 6 exons. Gene Ontology annotation, biological process: antigen processing and presentation of endogenous peptide antigen via MHC class Ib; positive regulation of T cell mediated cytotoxicity; immune response. Lineage: Eukaryota; Metazoa; Chordata; Mammalia; Rodentia; Cricetidae. The record is from RefSeq and is a predicted model, not a curated record. Gene Ontology annotation, cellular component: external side of plasma membrane.